Tarenaya hassleriana is the source of this 3779-nucleotide messenger RNA. RefSeq lists its product as uncharacterized. The record is from RefSeq and is a predicted model, not a curated record. The transcript has 27 exons. Lineage: Eukaryota; Viridiplantae; Streptophyta; Magnoliopsida; Brassicales; Cleomaceae. The coding region runs from base 339 to 3641 and encodes 1100 amino acids.
CUCCCUAAGACCCCACGCUUUGUACAGAUAGAUCUUUCGCCUCCUCUCCGAUUACCUUCGCCGCUCUCUCUCUCUCUCCCCCCAUUGAAGAAAUUCUUGCGAAUAGUUUUUACUUCUACAUUUGGAGAUUGUGUUCAUAGUCUCGAGUUUCUCUCCCGAAGCUGUUCGUCUCCUCAGAUCGUUAUCCGCGUCGGUGUUUGAUUUUUUUCUUUAUCUCGUAUUCACUGUGAUUUUGCAGCGUCUGACUUCUCACGAAGAUCGAUCUCGGGAAAGAGCAAUUGAAUUCUCUGAACCUCCUUAAAUCUUAGGAACGCGGGGAUAAGUGCAGCUGAAUCGAGAUGGAAGAAGAAAAUGCUGUUGAGAUUUUGCAAAGAUAUCGCCGGGAUCGGCGGAAACUCUUGGAUUUUAUUAUGUCCGGUAGCUUGAUUAAGAAAGUUGUAAUGCCUCCUGGGGCUGUGACACUGGACGAUGUGGAUUUGGAUCAAGUUAGUGUCGAUUAUGUCCUUAAUUGUGCUAAGAAAGGUGGAAUGCUUGAACUUUCUGAUGCAAUUCGGGAUUAUCAUGAUAAGAUUGGAUUGCCUCAAAUGAAUAGCUUGGCUUCUGCUGAUGAAUUCUUUUUGGUUACAAAUCCUGAAUCUUCUGGUUCACCUCCAAAAAGGCCGCCACCACCUCUUCCUGUAUUAACUUCCUUAUCUUCUCCCAUCAUUACAAAUCCGGAGUUUUGUGAAUCACCAAACUUGCCACCUGUAACGAGAUCAGAAUCUAUUGAAUCGCCCCAAGCUCAAGAGCUGACUGUGGAUGACAUUGAGGAUUUUGAGGAUGAUGAUGACAUUGAGGAAGUUAAUAACAUCAGGAUCUCAAGACGAACUGCAAAUGAUGCUGCAGACUUUGUGCUGAAACUGCCCUCGUUUGCUACUGGUAUCACAGAUGAUGAUCUUCGUGAAACCGCGUAUGAAAUCCUUUUGGCAUGUGCUGGUGCCUCAGGGGGUCUCAUUGUGCCAUCAAAAGAGAAAAAGAAAGAAAAGAAGUCUAGUCUGAUUAAGAAGCUUGGCCGCAGUAGAAGUGGGAGCGUUUCUCAGUCACAGAGUUCAUCAGGAUUGACUGGUUUACUGGAAACAAUGAGGGGUCAAAUGGAGAUUUCUGAGGCUAUGGACAUUAGGACAAGACAUGGGUUGCUUAACGCUCUUGCAGGAAAAGUUGGGAAACGAAUGGACAGCCUCUUGGUUCCUUUGGAAUUGUUAUGCUGCAUUUCUCGUACAGAGUUUUCUGACAAGAAAGCAUACAUACGCUGGCAGAAAAGGCAGUUAAACAUGUUGGCAGAGGGGCUCAUUAAUCAUCCUGCUGUUGGAUUUGGAGAAUCAGGUCGCAAGGCUAGUGACCUUAAGAAUCUUCUGGUAAAGAUUGAAGAAUCCGAGUCCCUUCCAUCUUCAGCCGGGGAAGUCCAGAGGGCAGAAUGUUUGAAAUCUCUUAGAGAGGUUGCUACUUCACUUGCUGAGAGACCUGCUCGUGGCGAUUUAACGGGUGAAGUGUGCCACUGGGCUGAUGGUUAUCAUCUGAAUGUUAGACUGUAUGAGAAAUUGCUACUCAGUGUCUUUCACAUGUUAGAUGAAGGGAAGCUGGCAGAGGAAGUUGAAGAAAUUCUUGAGCUUUUAAAGUCAACAUGGCGUGUUCUAGGAAUUACAGAGACUAUUCAUUAUACCUGCUACGCAUGGGUAUUGUGUCGCCAGUAUGUUAUCACUAGUGAGCGAGGAAUUUUACGACAUGCUAUCGAGCAGCUGAUGAAGAUUCCUCUAAAAGAACAACGUGGCCCGCAAGAGAGGUUACACUUGAAGAGUUUGCAGUGUAGGGUUGAAAACGAGGAUAUCUCCUUCCUGGAGUCUUUCUUGUCACCUAUUAGAAAAUGGGUUGAUAAGCAGCUGGGAGACUAUCAUCUGCAUUUUGCUGAGGGUUCUCUUAUCAUGGAGGAUACAGUGACUGUUGCAAUGAUAACUUGGAGGCUUUUGUUGGAGGAAUCUGAUGGAGCGGUGCAAUCUACUUCCUCAGAUCGUGAUCAAAUUGAGUCAUAUAUCACAUCAUCCAUCAAGAAUGCAUUCUCAAGGGUGUCACUUGCCAUUGAUAGAUCAGACAGAAUUAAUGAGCAUCCUUUAGCAUUGCUUGCUGAAGAGACAAAGAAACUUCUGAAAAGAGAUUCUACUGUCUUCGUGCCAAUUUUAUCUCAGAGGCAUCCACUGGCAACUGCUUUUUCUGCAUCACUUGUUCACAGGCUUUAUGGGAACAAGUUGAAACCGUUCCUUGAUGGUGCUGAACAUUUGACUGAGGAUGCUGUGUCUGUGUUUCCUGCGGCCGAUAGCCUUGAGCAGUAUAUACUGGAGUUAAUGACGUCAGUUUGUGGAGAAGAUACUAAUGGGCCUUACUUCAGAAAAUUAAUCCCAUAUGAGGUUGAAUCUCUCUCUGGCACACUGGUUUUGAGAUGGAUCAACUCGCAGCUGGGAAGAAUCUUAAGUUGGGUGGAACGGGCUAUUCAACAAGAGCAUUGGGACCCGAUAUCGCCCCAACAACGGCAUGGGAGCUCAAUUGUUGAAGUUUUAAGGAUAGUAGAAGAGACUGUUGAUCAAUUUUUUGCUCUGAAAGUUCCAAUGAGAUCUAUUGAACUGAGUGCUUUAUUCCGCGGCAUUGAUAAUGCAUUUCAAGUGUACUCUAACCAUGUCAUUGAGAAGCUAGCAAGCAAGGAUGAUUUGGUUCCACCUGCGCCUGUCCUUACUCGUUACAAAAAGGAGGCUGCUAUAAAAGCUUUUGUUAAAAAGGAACUCUUUGACGCAAAACAGCCCGAGGAGAGAAGGUCGAUUAACAUUGACGUUCCAUCAACCGCAGUUCUCUGCGUCCAGCUCAACACUUUGCAUUAUGCAGUUAGUCAACUGAGCAAAUUAGAAGACAGCAUAUGGGAGCGCUGGCUAGUGAAAAGGCCCCGCGAAAAAAUUGUCAUUAGGAAAUCUUUGGUUGAGAAAUCCAAAAGUUUUAACCAAAAGGAAUCUUUUGAGGGGAGUAGAAAAGAUAUCAAUGCAGCUAUCGAUCGGAUUUGUGAGUUUACCGGAACUAAGAUUAUCUUUUGGGAUUUGAGGGAGCCAUUCAUUGAAAAUUUGUACAAGCCUAGUGUUUCUCAAUCUAGAUUGGAAGGAUUGAUCGAAUCACUCGACACUGAACUUGGUCAGCUAUGUAGUGUCAUUAUGGAACCACUGAGGGAUCGGAUUGUCACCAGUCUGCUUCAAGCAUCACUUGACGGAUUGCUCCGUGUACUACUAGAUGGAGGUCCAGCUCGUGUAUUUCACCCGAGCGAUUCGAAAAUGUUAGAAGAAGAUCUGGAGGUCUUAAAGGAAUUCUUUAUUUCGGGUGGAGACGGGCUUCCACGAGGAGUGGUAGAAAACCAAGUAGCUCGUGUUCGUCAUGUUGUAAAGCUUCAAGGUUACGAGACACGAGAGAUUAUAGAUGACUUGAGGACGAGGAGCAGUAUGGAGAUGCAACAAGGAGGAAAAGGGAAGCUGGGGGUGGAGACUCACACGCUGGUGCGAAUACUCUGCCACAGAAACGAUUCAGAGGCGUCUCAUUUCCUCAAGAAACAGUACAAAAUACCUACCUCUCACUAGCCUUGGUAUGAACGAUCAUCCUCCCUCCCUUUUGCUCAAUCUUUCUCGUAUAUUUCGUUUUCGAUUUCUGUUUUGCUUGAUUUGAUACCAUUUGUACAUUUGAAUUUCAUAUUGAUAAGCAUAGUUGUACUUUCAGAA